Onthophagus taurus is the source of this 1565-nucleotide messenger RNA. RefSeq names its product ALG3, alpha-1,3- mannosyltransferase (gene Alg3). The record is from RefSeq and is a predicted model, not a curated record. Gene Ontology annotation, molecular function: dol-P-Man:Man(5)GlcNAc(2)-PP-Dol alpha-1,3-mannosyltransferase activity. Gene Ontology annotation, cellular component: endoplasmic reticulum. Lineage: Eukaryota; Metazoa; Arthropoda; Insecta; Coleoptera; Scarabaeidae.
UAAUCUUAUAAAAAAAAUAAUAUUAAAAAAAUGACAACUUAACCUCACUUUUUGAAGUAGUGAAUUUUUUGGCAAAACCCUUCGAAAAUGGCUCAAACUAAAAAUAAAACCUCCGUUAAUCGGGUCAGGAAAGCUUCGCCGAUGUCGUUCGACCUAAAACGCUACUUAACCAUGGAUUUUAUCAAAGAUUUACUUUAUAACCCCAAAAAAUUGUACAUAACGUGUUGGGCUUUGUUAAUAUUCGAGGUAUUUCUAAAUAUCUUCAUAAUCCAAAGGAUUAAAUACACGGAAAUCGAUUGGAUUGCUUAUAUGCAAGAAGUUGGAGGGGUUUUAAAUGGAACGUUAGAUUAUAGCGAAUUAAAAGGUGAUACAGGCCCAUUGGUGUACCCGGCUGGUUUUGUUUACAUUUAUUCGUUACUUUAUUACAUAACGAACCAAGGGGAGAACAUCCGAUUAGCUCAAUAUAUUUUUUUAUCGCUUUAUAUCCUACAAAGUUACAUAACAUUUGAAAUUUACAAGAAAACUCAAAAAAUUCCUCCAUAUGCAUUAAUUUUAUCUACAAUUACAUCAUACCGGAUACAUUCCAUUUAUGUUUUGCGUUUAUUCAACGAUCCUUUCGCCGUAUUCUUUUUUUACUUAUCCUUAACAUUAUUUUUAAGGAAUCAAUGGAUUUUGGGGAGCAUUUUGUACUCAUUCGCGGUUUCCAUAAAAAUGAACAUCUUAUUGUACGCCCCAUCUUUAUUAAUAGCUUAUUUAACCAACUUAACGUAUCUCCAAACCAUCUUAAACCUCUUUAUUUGUGGGGUGGUCCAAUUAAUUUUGGGCGCCCCAUUUUUAUGGGCGAAUUUUUGGGGCUACAUCAAAGGAAGUUUCGAUUUGGGGCGAAUUUUCGAGCACAAAUGGACGGUUAAUUACCGAUUUUUACCGCGGGAUUUGUUCGAAAAUAAAAAUUUUCACGUCGCGUUGUUGGUGGUACACGUUUCUUUGUUAAUUCUGUUUUAUUCGAGCGUUAAGAAAUAUUUUAGCGCUUAUUUUACGAUAAAAUCGACGUUGGAUGAGAUAAAAACGAACACAAAGGGUGCUCGAAAAGGGAAAAAAUUAAAACAAAGUAAAAGUGUUAAUAAAGAGGAAGAAAAAUUGAGUAAAGAUCAACAAAAAUUCAUCGAUAACUUUGAGAGGCAAAUAAAAUCGAGGAAUAAAAUUAAAAAAGAUGAAGUUAAACCAGAAAUUAAAGAAACAAUGGAAGUCGAUUUCUCUAGUGUAACUAGAUUAUUCGUUUUGCCGUUUUUUGUGGCGAAUUUAAUCGGGAUUACUUGCGCUAGAUCUUUGCAUUACCAAUUUUAUAGCUGGUACUUUCAUAGUUUGUUGUACCUCGUACAUUCGACUCCUUAUCGGAAGCCGAUUAUAUUUUUGUUGUUAGCGGUUGUUGAAUUUUGUUGGAAUACUUACCCCAGCACAAACAUAUCGAGCGCUUUAUUGCAUAUUUGCCACUUUUCCAUCCUAUAUGGUGUCUACAAAGUUAUGAACCAAAAAUGAGUUUUUAUGAAUAAAAAUUUUUUGUUACA